UGUAAACAAACCAGACUUUUCAUUCAUUCUCCCAAAGGAAGCCGGAGAGGAGAAGCCUAAAUACAGAAAAAAGAUAAAACUAAGAGGCCAUAGAGGAUAUAAGAUUUUCCCGCUGAAGUCAGAACCAAAGGAGGAGAAGCAGUAGUGGGAGCACGCAUUCCUUCGUCGGCAUUUCUCUAGCAGGAGAAGUAGCUGCCUUCCCGUCUUUCACUCAUUCCUGCGUGGUAAAAGGAGGGAAGGAGUGAAAUAGUAUCGCCAGCAUCUAAAGGGUAGCCUUUCAUAUUUCUGAAAUAUAUUUUUAACUCAUGAAGUCCUCUAGUGCGAAAAUAUAUUUUUAACUCCUGAAGUCCUCUGGUGAGAAGACAAAAUGUUCAAGAAUACGUUUCAGAGUGGAUUCCUUUCCAUUCUCUACAGCAUUGGAAGUAAACCACUGCAGAUAUGGGAUAAAAAGGUCCGUAAUGGUCACAUCAAGAGGAUAACUGAUAAUGACAUUCAGUCUCUCGUUCUUGAAAUUGUUGGUGUAAAUGUAAGCACCACCUACAUCACGUGCCCAGCAGACCCGAAGAAGACGUUAGGAAUAAAGCUUCCUUACCUCGUCAUGAUCGUCAAGAAUCUCAACAAAUAUUUCACCUUUGAAGUUCAGGUUUUGGAUGACAAGAAUGUUCGACGACGAUUCCGCGCAAGCAACUACCAGUCAACAACAAGAGUGAAACCAUUCAUCUGCACAAUGCCCAUGCGCCUCGAUGAGGGAUGGAACCAGAUAGUGUUCAACCUUGCUGACUUUGUUCGAAGAGCUUAUGGCACAAAUUACGUAGAAACCCUUAGAGUCCAGAUUCACGCAAACUGUCGCAUCAGACGAGUCUACUUUGCAGACAGACUGUACUCAGAGGAAGAGUUACCAGCAGAGUUCAAACUUUACCUCCCAGUUCAGACUAAAGCCAAAUCUGCUAUGUAAAAAUCAUCCUGGAAUUUCUCUCUGAUGACCUUACAACAUUUAUAAAUAGAUACUUGUAUGAUAUAGGCAUUGGUCAGUAAAGUGAUUAGAUUAUAUAUUUUAAAAAGAAUAGAAAUGUGUCACACCAAUCCCACUGUUUACAAUUUUUAGUAGAUGUGUCCAGCCUUGAGGGUAACCCUUUCUACUACUUGUUCCUUUUGACAGCUGAAUAUUCAUAAAUUUUUUUAUAUCAGGCCUUUCAUACACUUUCCUGACUGCAUAUGAUUUCUUUGUGAUAUUGAGAGAUAAAGCAAGAUAACUGCUUUUGUAGUCAAUAUAUUUUGUAUUUUCAGUAUUGCAUGUAGUUUUGGAGCUAAGAAAAUGUGAUCUAAAUAAAUAUACAAAUAGAUUAGCUUUUCAAGACCAGGAAGGGAUAUACUUAGUCUGUCAUAUCUGUGGGCAGGUAUUCAUCUUGACAGUGUUUUUGAUUCACAAGUUAUUAUGCAAAGGAAUAGUUUUCUUGGUUCAUUUGAAUAUUUUAAGUUACUUGUUGUUUAUUACUGUUGGAUUUAAAACAAAAAUAGUUUGAAAAAAGUGCAUUACUCAUUACAGCGGUAAUUUCUUACAUAUCACUGUAACUGUUCAGUUAGCUUACAUGAGUUUAUGUGUGUAUCAUGUACUGUCUUGUAUUUAGUUAGCUGAGUUUGACUGUCUUCCCAUUAUCAAUUAGCUAUUACUCAACAGGACUGCCUACAUCAUACACUGAUAAUUUUAUUCAUAUUCACAGUGCCAGAUAUUUAACCAAGCAACUGCACAGACAAGAUAUUUUGGGGGAUAAAAAGAAAUGGAAGAGAUUGUAAAGAUAUCAAAAUUUUUCAAGGGAAAGUCAUAAUAUACACCAUGAGACUGGAAUCAUGUUUUUUUUUUCCUUGUUUGCCUUCUCUGACUUAUUUGGGACUCAAAUUUCCAUUUUAUAUGCAAUAAAAAAAAUGAAUUAUUGCUUUUACUCUAUUUCAUGUAUUUGUUCUAUGUCUCCUCAGUUCCUUUCUUUCCCUUUGCCCUUUUUGAAACUUGUUCAUUAGUUUGCCUAUAUUCAAGAUAUAGCAAUAUAUAACACACUAUCACAAGACAAGUUCUUUGUAAUUUACAUUCACAUAACUGCAGUUGAAUGUUAUCUUAUAUGCAGGUAAAAUCAAAGUAAAGAUAUGUACUCCUGUAUUUUUACAUAACUAUGCUGCUGUUUCUUGUAAUGUUUUAUACACCUCAAAUGCAAGUAAAGGUUCAUAAUAUUAUAUACUCAAUAUGAUUAAUUAUUUUAGACUCAUACAUGGAUUUCACUGACAAGUUGAUAAAUAAAUCAUUUAUUUCUUAGAGAUCUUGCAAUCAAUGAGCAUUGGCAUAAAGAAAAUGGACCAGUGGAAAUCAAUAUUACAUGCAAUAUAUGUCAUGUGUUAGUCUGAUGUGAUAAGAGUACACUGAUUUUGAUUAAUAGUUAAUUUAUUAAGAUCAGUUGCAUCAAAUGCUUAUUAUGUACAAUAAAGUGAUGGAAUACACUGAAGACAACAGUACUGACAAAGGAGUAUAUUGUAUAAAAUAACUUGUUUUACGUUUUAUUUAGAAAAGAGGUAAAAUUAGUUGUAUGUUGAUUCCUAACUACAGAUAUAUAAGACAGUGAUGAUUAUACACACAAACACAUGGAUAUUCACACGCACACAUACACAUGUCACACCAAAUCACACAAACAUUUAGAAACACACAUACAAACACAAGUGCACACACACACACACACACACACACACACACACACACACACACACACACACACACACACACACACACACACACACACACACACACACACACACACACACACACACACACACAAACACACACACACACACACACACACACACACACACACACACACACACACACACACACACACAUAUAUAUUCACAGAUAAACAUACAGGCAUGAGACAGGGUCUAAUUUUUGUUUUGUUUUGCCUGUCUCCAAAAUAUGUUUAUUCUAUUAAAAACACUUCCAUCCAAA
Messenger RNA from Penaeus indicus, 2986 nucleotides. It is a transcript of the gene Bug22, whose product is annotated as cilia- and flagella-associated protein 20. The record is from RefSeq and is a predicted model, not a curated record. Gene Ontology annotation, cellular component: motile cilium; ciliary basal body. Lineage: Eukaryota; Metazoa; Arthropoda; Malacostraca; Decapoda; Penaeidae. The transcript is spliced from 4 exons. Bases 368 to 955 code for a protein of 195 amino acids. Gene Ontology annotation, biological process: cilium assembly; regulation of cilium beat frequency involved in ciliary motility; positive regulation of cell motility.